Thermothelomyces thermophilus ATCC 42464 is the source of this 1358-nucleotide messenger RNA. RefSeq lists its product as uncharacterized. The transcript has 5 exons. Gene Ontology annotation, biological process: ubiquitin-dependent protein catabolic process. Bases 298 to 1062 code for a protein of 254 amino acids. Gene Ontology annotation, cellular component: cytosol; nucleus; proteasome core complex, alpha-subunit complex. NCBI's taxonomy places the organism in Eukaryota, Fungi, Ascomycota, Sordariomycetes, Sordariales, Chaetomiaceae. The record is from RefSeq and is a predicted model, not a curated record.
GAAAUAACUAGUUAGUGGGGUUAGGCCGUCGCACAAAGUUUCCGCCUGGCAUUUGAGGCACCAAGCUUCAGCUCCAUCAGCCUUGCUCUAGGCAAACUGCCCGCAACGCGUCAAAUCGCUGGGGGUAGCUUGGCCCAUCAUCCAACAACCAAGCUCCGCCGCCUGCCUAGCCCACCACCUCCUUCCCACCACAUUACCGACAAUAUCUCAAACUGUCUGGGCUGCACUACCUUUUCUGACUGUUACGAAUACCAGAAAAGCAUUUUUUUUUUUUUUUCAGUGAAUCAGUCUGUCAAAAUGGCGGGCAACGCUGGCUACGACAGACAUAUCACCAUCUUCUCGGAACAAGGGCGGCUGUACCAAGUCGAAUAUGCCUUCAAGGCGAUCACGGCGGCGAACAUUAUGUCGAUUGGUGUGCGGGGCAAGGACUGCGCCGUAGUCCUGUCCCAAAAGAAAGUCCCGGAUAAACUCAUCGACCCCUCGUCUGUAUCACACAUCUUCCAAAUUUCUCCGUCGGUCGGCUGCGUCAUGACGGGUUCCAUUGCCGAUGCCCGCGCCUUCUCCCAGCGUGCCCAAUCGGAAGCCGCAGAAUUCAAGUACAAGUAUGGCUAUGAAAUGCCAUGCGACGCCUUGGCCAAGCGGUUGGCCAACAUCAGCCAGGUGUACACUCAACGGGCAUACAUGAGACCGUACGGUGUGGCGACGACGUUGAUAUCGCUCGACUCUGAGUUUGGACCCCAGCUGUUCAAGUGCGAUCCUGCCGGCUAUUACAUCGGGUACAAGGGAACCGCCGCGGGCCCCAAGCAGCAGGAGGCGCUCAACCACCUCGAGAAGAAACUCAAGAACAAGGACUGCGCCCCCGGCGACUGGAAGGAGGUUGUGGAGCUCGCCAUCACCACCCUCAGUACCGUCCUGAGCAUGGAUUUCAAGAAGACCGAGAUCGAGAUCGGCAUUGUGGGAGGGCCGCGCCCAGACGGCAAGGAAGGGACAUACCCCGGCUUCAGGAAGCUGACGGAAGAAGAGAUCGACGAGAGGUUACAGGCAAUUGCAGAGAAGGACUGAAGUAACAGAUCUGCCGAGUAGACGCGGCCAAGGGGGGGGAUGGAUCGGAUCCCCUUCGCUCCUGAUUGUUGAGAGGCCAACAGCGGGGGCGGCAGGUGAGCUGGAUGUCGCGUAUGGUGAGGUCGAUGUCCCCAAAUACCACGUUGCUUAUUCCGAACAAGAAGAACCACGCUCCUUGGUUUAGAUGCAGGAUGCGGGAGAAGCUCAAAACAGAGCGGUGCGUGGCAAAGACAGUUCCUCGGACGAACCCCUGUCUCGGGUGAAGACCAAGAUAUGCAUGACUGCUCACCAACCCA